This is a messenger RNA of Hibiscus syriacus, 515 nucleotides long. Its product is annotated as NADH dehydrogenase [ubiquinone] 1 beta subcomplex subunit 7-like. The coding region runs from base 34 to 330 and encodes 98 amino acids. The transcript is spliced from 2 exons. The record is from RefSeq and is a predicted model, not a curated record. NCBI's taxonomy places the organism in Eukaryota, Viridiplantae, Streptophyta, Magnoliopsida, Malvales, Malvaceae. Gene Ontology annotation, cellular component: mitochondrion.
GUAGGCAUUUUGUAGGUUCAGAGGAGAGAGAGAAUGGAAGUGAAGGGUUCAUCGAAGAAGAUGAUAGCAACGCAGGAAGAGAUGGUGGCGAACAAAGUGCCAUCCCAUAGGGACCAAUGCGCCCACCUUGAUCCCCUCAACAAGUGCCGGCAAGCCGAGUUUUACUUGCCCUGGAAAUGCGAGAACGAACGCCACCCGUACGAGAAGUGUGAGUACGAGCUCGUCAUGGAGAGGAUGCUGCAGAUGCAGAUCCGUGAAGAGGGCCAAGUUGAAACAGGCCGGAAACAAGGCGGAUCGAUCCCUCUCAUCCCCAAAACUGCUAAUACUUGAGCUACCCAGAUGGUUUUAACGGCUUCGGGGAUGUUUGAUUUUUGUUGUUGUCAUCCGAUAAAAAGUGGAAACUGUUUGUCCUGAACUCAUGUAAAGGACACCAUUUUUCUUUCUUCUGAUCUUUAGCUGCUCAUCAACUUUGUUUAUGGAAUAAGGUUAAUGAUCAAACAGAUGAUUUUCUUGGA